Messenger RNA from Geodia barretti, 1719 nucleotides. The record is from the annotation of a GenBank genome assembly. Lineage: Eukaryota; Metazoa; Porifera; Demospongiae; Tetractinellida; Geodiidae.
GUGUACAAGAGGCGUGGCAACACGUCGACGUUGCACCACGAUGAAGAAAUGCCUUAGCCGCGUAUCUGCACGUCUCCUCCGUCUCUCCGUCACAUCAGACUCCCCCUGGAGCCAUGGAAAAGCAGCUCCCAGCGUCUCUUUCGAGGCAGCACUCCGUGAACGCUCUCAUGAUCGAACGAGAGGCCACCUCGCCACGCCCUCCUCAGCAGCAGUCCCCUGCAGCAGACGAGGAAGAGGAAAAAACGCCUCUCUUGCAGGGGAAGUCAGACUUGGAGGGUGUCUCCACCAAAAAAGGGACCGGGAGGUGGAACUUGAGGACCCUGACGCUGCUCGUGGUCCUGUGGAUCGCCUGCAUCUUGAUUUCUUCCUGCUAUUCCAUGAUUGCACCGUUUUUCCCCCAUGAAGCUCAGAAGAAAGGGUGCUCUCUGCUAGUUGUUGGUGUGAUACUGAGUGCAUCUCCUUUCUGUGUAUUCACAACGUCACCCAUCUUUGGAUAUCUGUUGCCAAAACUGGGGAUAAGGUUCUCCAUGAUCUUCGGUUUUCUUCUUGUUGGAGUUGCAUUCAUCCUACUAGGGUUCCUGCAAGAUUUGCCCGACGGAUGGUUGUUCAUUGUAGCUGCCACGGUGCUGAGAAUGACAGAGGGUAUUGGGUCUUCUCUCGCCUUCACUGGCAUGUACACACUGCUACCUGUGCUCUUUCCAAGCCGCGUUGGUCUAGUCAUGGGAGUGUUUGAAGUGGGGAGUGGACUAGGGUUCGCAGUGGGACCACCUAUUGGAGGACUCUUGUACACUGUGAGGCUUGUCUGUAGUGAGGUUUGGUUGAAUGUGUGUGGUUCUACACUCGUAGGUUGGAGGGUUUAUGCUUCCAUUUGUGAGCGUUGGUGCCACCGUACUCCUCAUAAUCCCACCUACAUUCCUUCUCUAUAAGAAGACAAGUUGCCAGCCUAAAGUCAUUUCCUUCGGAGUCAUUCGCCGGCUCUCUGGCAACUUUGUAUUUGUCCUCCUCUUGAUAAGUCAGGUCAUCUGUCUCACAGCACUCGGGUUUCUCAAUCCCACAUUCCAGCCAUUCCUCCACAAACAGUUUGGUUUGGAUGAGCUGCAAGUUGGGCUGGUGUUCAUCUGUGCACCAGCAAUGUACAUGAUCCUUGCAGCUAUCUUUGGUGCUCUGGCUGACAAAUUUGGACCGAGAGGUUUCAUAGUGUCUGGAUUCCUAAUCAGUGGAGUGUCUUUCUUUUUAAUUGGACCUGCCACCUUUAUUACCACACCUCGACUGUGGUUAACAAUUGUUGCAUCUCUGCUUAUGGGAGUGGGGCUGGCCCCUGCGUUUAUCCCCAGUUACUCCGACCUCCUCAAAAUUGCCAAGACACAGCAUCCAGAGGUAAACACAGAGGUUCUGACUGGAGUUGUCUCAGGUCUCACCUCUGCCACCUUAUCUCUCGGGUGAGGCUUCUCCACCCCAGGCUCUCGGCACUUUAAACGUUGUCACGAACUGGUGCUAAAACGGAGUUCAUUGGUCCCCUACUGGGUGCUUCGCUGACUCAGUUCACCGACUUCCAGACCUCUACAGUGCUACUUGGACAAGUUCUUUGGGCACAGGCAUUUCUGCUGUUAGGAGCAACCCUGAUUGACAGAUUUCACAAUCAUAAGCAGUCACCAUGAUCUCAUCUAUUGUUGCUGUCCCCAUAAUAACAAUCAGCAAGAAAAAUUUUAUCAAGCCGCG